Molecule: messenger RNA, 3480 nt
Organism: Hirundo rustica (Barn swallow)
Lineage: Eukaryota; Metazoa; Chordata; Aves; Passeriformes; Hirundinidae
Gene: KPNA6
Product: karyopherin subunit alpha 6
Exons: 14
Coding region: 71-1660 (529 amino acids)
Biological process (GO): NLS-bearing protein import into nucleus
Cellular component (GO): cytoplasm; nucleus; nucleoplasm
Molecular function (GO): protein binding; nuclear import signal receptor activity
Source: RefSeq, a predicted model, not a curated record
GCGCCCCGCCCGGUGCCGCCAUAUUUUGGCCGCCGCCGCCACCACCGGAGCCGCCGCAGCAGCCGCCGCGAUGGAAAACAACUAUCGAAUGAAGAGCUACAAGAACAAAGCCCUAAAUCCCGAGGAGAUGCGCCGGAGGAGAGAAGAGGAAGGGAUUCAGCUGCGCAAACAGAAACGAGAGCAGCAGCUCUUCAAGAGGAGGAACGUGGAGCUGAUCAAUGAGGAUGACUCCAUGUUUGACAGUCUCCUGGUGGAUUCCUACGUUACUUCCACAACGUGUGGGGAGGGAUUGAUCACAGGAGAGAUGGUAGAGAUGCUUUUCUCAGAUGACCCUGACCUACAGCUAGCAACCACUCAGAAAUUCAGGAAAUUACUCUCCAAAGAGCCAAAUCCUCCAAUAGAUGAGGUGAUAAACACUCAGGGAGUGGUGGAGAGAUUCGUGGAAUUCCUGAAAAGAAGUGAAAAUUGCACAUUACAGUUUGAGGCUGCGUGGGCCCUGACGAACAUCGCCUCGGGGACUUCCCAACAGACCAAAAUUGUCAUCGAGGCUGGGGCAGUUCCCAUAUUUAUAGAGCUCUUAAACUCUGACUUUGAGGAUGUUCAGGAGCAGGCUGUCUGGGCGUUGGGGAACAUUGCUGGAGACAGCUCUGUGUGUAGAGAUUAUGUCCUUAACUGUGCCAUUCUUCCUCCCUUAUUAAUGCUCCUCACCACGUCCACCAGGCUGACAAUGACACGAAACGCUGUCUGGGCCUUGUCAAACCUGUGCAGAGGGAAGAGUCCUCCUCCUGAAUUCGACAAGGUGUCUCCCUGCCUGCCAGUGUUGUCCCGAUUGUUGUUCAACAGUGACUCUGACCUGCUGGCAGACGCGUGCUGGGCUCUGUCCUACCUGUCCGAUGGUCCCAACGAGAAGAUCCAGGCUGUGGUGGACUCAGGGGUGUGCAGGAGGCUGGUGGAGCUCUUGAUGCACAACGAUUACAAAGUGGCCUCUCCAGCUCUGCGAGCCGUUGGCAACAUCGUGACUGGCGACGACAUCCAGACCCAGGUGAUUCUAAACUGCUCGGCCCUGCCUUGCCUCCUGCAUUUAUUGAGCAGUCCCAAGGAAUCCAUCAGGAAAGAGGCGUGCUGGACCAUAUCCAACAUCACGGCGGGGAACCGAGCACAGAUCCAGGCAGUGAUAGAUGCCAACAUUUUCCCGGUGCUGAUCGAAAUCCUGCAGAAAGCGGAAUUCCGCACGAGGAAAGAGGCAGCCUGGGCCAUCACCAACGCCACGUCAGGAGGGACCCCCGAGCAGAUCAGGUACCUGGUGAAUUUGGGUUGUAUCAAACCUCUCUGUGACCUGCUGACUGUCAUGGACUCCAAGAUUGUUCUGGUGGCCUUGAACGGGCUGGAAAACAUCCUGAGGCUGGGAGAGCAGGAAGCCAACCAGAGUGGGACUGGCAUCAACCCCUACUGCAGCCUGAUCGAGGAGGCCUAUGGUUUGGAUAAGAUAGAAUUCCUCCAGAGCCACGAGAACCAGGAGAUCUACCAGAAAGCCUUCGAUCUGAUCGAGCACUACUUCGGCGUGGAGGACGACGCGGCCGUGGCUCCGCAGGUGGACGAGAACCAGCAGCAAUACAUCUUCCAGCAAUCCGAGGCUCCCAUGGAAGGAUUCCAGCUAUAAUCCCCGGGGGAAAGGAUAAAAAAAAAAAACAAACAAACAAAAACAAACCAACAAACCCAAAAAAACCCACCACAAACUUUCUGGAAAGGUUGGGAGAGCAGCUGCUGGUGGUGGCUGGGAAGGCUGGACACCCACUCCAACCGUUUUAGGAAAACUCUACAAAUACAAGCGGCGCUCGGCGCUGGCGGAGAGAAGGGCGAUUUCUGCUCCUUGUGUCUUUGGGCUGCUGCUCACGUUGUCUUUGGAGGCAGGAAGGACGUGGAGGUGACAGCUGGCACCUCUUGGUGGCUUCUUCUUUGUGGUGGUGUCUCCCCAAAGCAGUUUUUUUACCUCGGGUACUCCGGCCUUGGGUUGGGUGAGGACACGGAGAGGAGGGAGCUGUUCUGGCCACAGUAAUUCUGCAAAAAUGUGGGUUGAUCUAUUUAAUUUUUUCUUUUAUUUUCUUUUCUUUUUUCCCUUUUUUCUUUUUUUCUUUUUUUUUUUUUUGCACACGUUACUCUUUAGUAAAGACUCUUUAAUAUGCCAAGAGCAAAGUUUAGCCCUGGCCUUCCUCCUUCAGGUGCACAAUCCUGGUGAACCCAGGACCAGUUCCCUGAUGAAAAAUACUGAAAAUGGACAGAAAAAUGAGAAGUUCUCUCACUGCUGGGAAGUUGUUUUUGUUUCGUUUGGGGUUUUUUUGUUUGUUUGUUUUGGUUUUUUGUUUUGUUUUUUGGGGGGGUAUUUUUUGGUUUUUUUUCUGCUGCUUCCCUUUGUCUAGAUUUUUUUUUGUUUGUUUUCUUUUGAAGAACUGCUAGUGCUAUUUGCAAGGAUUAAAAACAAAACAAAAAAAGCAACAAGAGCCCAAAGAUGGGAACUGGGGUGGAUUUUUUUUUUGGAGCAGGAAGCACAGCUGCUGUUGCACAGGUUUGGUUUGCAUUGUACUGACUGAUCUCAGAGCUCUGAAAUGCUGAAACCCACCUUCAUCUUUACUUGAAAUACUUUAUUUUCCAUGAGAAACAUGAAUUCUGGGUUUUUUCCUGCCUUGGGGUGGUUUGAGGUGGUGGAGGAAGAUUUGACUCCACUUGCCAGCGGUGAUGGGAGCUCCAACAGCACCGGGUUUUCAGGUUCACCUCCUGCUCACAGUCGGAUAAAUGCACAUUUUACUUCCAAAAAUAAUGGCAAAUCUCUGUAUUUUUUAUAUUAUAGAUAGGGAGAUAUUUGUCUAAUUGGGCCACAGAGAAAGCUGUGUAUGAAAUUUCUGUGAUUCCUGUCAGUGAGCACUGUGAGACGGGCACACCUGGAAACCCCCGGGCUCGGGCGCGUCCCGCUGCUCCUCCUGCGGCUGAACGCGGAGCUCCCGGAGCCCCCUGGGCGCCUUUUGGAGUGACUUUGCCGCUAUUUCGGUAAAAACGGAGGAGCAAACACCCACUUCUGGGCUGCGGGGGAGGGCGCUGAGCCCUUGCUGUGGAACGAAUAAACUCCACCUGUGCAGGUGCCCGGCUCUGGUGUGCUCGGGGGGCUCGGUGACCUUGGGAGGGACCCCCGGUGCCCGGUAACGGCGGGGUCGCGCGGGGCAUGCUGGGAGUUGUAGUCCUCACGGCGGCCAUCGUGGGAGAUGUAGGCCGCUGUUCCUUCCCUUCCUCCUCUUCCUCCUCCUCUGCUUGUCCCCGCUUCCAGGGGAGCAGGGCGGGAGUGGUUGUCCCCAGGGCAGCCAUGCGCCAGGCAGGCCGGGAGUUGUAGACCACAGUUUCUCUUCUUCCCCCACCCCGGGGCAUGGCGGUAGUUGUAGGACACAGUUUCCUUCCAGGCCUACAGAGCAGGCCGGGAGCUGUAGUUUCCAU